GGGAGGACUGGGACUUCGAGCCUGACAAAUCCCAAUGGGUACGCGGGCCUGACAUACAAGCCUUGGCGUAAGAUCUUUGAGCUCUCGCUGGAAUCCAUUGGCUGGUACAAGGGCAAGAACAUCACCAAGCGUGACGACGUACGCAUCGCAAAGGCCAUCAUGAUGUCGUCGGACGGCAUGGCCAAAGGACUUAUCGACAACCUCACAACCGGAGCAAAGAUGCUCAAGACGCUCAAAGCUAACUUUGACCAGUCGGCCAAGCAGCGCCAGAGGGCCCUGUGGAAGGACCUCGCCGCACUGAAGUAUGACGGCAAUUGCCCCGUCACGUUCAACACCAAGUUUCGCAAAGCUGUGUCCGAAUGCUGCGACGCCGGACUCAAACUCACCAGCAGUCAACAGAUCACUAUGUUCCUCACCGCUACUGAGGACAAGGCCUCAAGCUGGACUCGACAGCAAGAGCAAUUCCUCCGUCGCAACAAGAUGAAGCCGGCAGAGCUCAUGGAAGAGUUCGCCAACGCAUUCCAUCACAAGUUAACCCGUGGAGGCAACGGUAGCCAGAACAACGGAAGGAGCAGCGGAGGCAACAGCUCCCACAACGCUCAAGCGCCUGGCAGAGAUGGUGACAACAGUGACAGUAGCACUAGCCGAAGAGGUCGACGAUCCACCAAGGACGUCGAAUGUUACAACUGCGGCAAGAAGGGCCAUCUCAAGCGAGAUUGCCGAUCCCGCCCUAACGACGGUAAUGAGGAUGAUAAGGGUGCUAGCGCGAAUACCGCAAGAGGGCGAGAGCAAUCCGUCGCGGCGCCACCCGGACUUGAAGAAGCCCUUGGCGACAAGUUCUACGGAGCGAAGGCAGCGUUCGAUUACCAAGAUCUCAUCAACGAAUACGACCAGGCUACUCAAGCCCUUAUCGCACGAAGCUGUACAGCAGACGCUAGAUCGGCUGAUCCUGACCAGCUACUGUUCGACACCGGAGCUGAUAUCCACGUCACAAACGACGAAGACGAUUUUACAGAGGGCACUAUAGUCACACUGAAGAAAAACGCGUAUCCAGUGAUCACUGGCGGUGGCAUCGUACACGCCCAGAAAGUUGGCACAAUUAAGUGGCUCGUGAAAGGUCCGGACGGCCUGCGCAACUAUUUAGCCGCCAAGUAUGUACUAUUCGUACCCAAAUUUCCUAUCAAAGUAUUCUCGGGAAAGCUAUUCUACCUCAACGGCGGUACGAUCCGAGGCAACGAUAUCGUCAGUAAUACCGGCACGGUAGUCACAACAAUAGACGUCAAGAGAAGAGGCUGGCUCUUGUGGCAAUUCGGGAAGAAACAGCCCCAGAGGACACGAAAGAGUCACGUGGACUACCUAAGUGCCCCAGCGCCGGAGCCAGAGCCAGAGCUAGAGCCAGAGGGCGCCCUACAGUCAUUCGGCUUCACAGCAGAAGAGGUCGCCAGUACGAAGCGAGUCAUGGACAACACGAUAGUCAGCCCAAGGAUUGUGGAGAUGACGGACGACCUGGCAGGUGUGACACCGCACGAGUGUUUCCACCAAGAGUUGGCGUCAGAGGGCGAAUGGACACCGGAUGUGGCCAACUUACGGAUCCCAGGAUCCCUAGCGCUAGUACAUGAAGACGUCACAGAUGAAGACAUAAUCAAGCCGCGCAGAGGACUGCCCCGCAAGGCCAAGCCGAACAUACGAGCCCUAUAUCCAAGAGGGCGCAGACGUUGAUGAUGUUGGUCAAGAUGUGGAAGCCGGCUACGUCAGGCCACGUUGGGUGCUAAGCGACCAGAAUCCGGCCGACGGUCUCACCAAGCCUUUGGACAGGACUAAAUUCAAUCAAUUCAUUGACCUGCUGGGGAUGGAACGAUUGGAGGCAGGAGCACUGGACGUGAAGCGCGACGGCGGUGAAAGGCGGCAGAAUCGCACUACUAUUGAGUGAUGAAGAAGCCGUAUUUGCAGGAAUUGGACCCUAGAACCUACAGUGGCGAGAGGGCGUGUGGGAUUGAGCGCCACGGUUAU
This is a messenger RNA of Pseudomassariella vexata, 2010 nucleotides long. RefSeq lists its product as uncharacterized. The transcript has a single exon. The record is from RefSeq and is a predicted model, not a curated record. Gene Ontology annotation, molecular function: zinc ion binding; nucleic acid binding. Bases 160 to 1719 code for a protein of 519 amino acids. NCBI's taxonomy places the organism in Eukaryota, Fungi, Ascomycota, Sordariomycetes, Amphisphaeriales, Pseudomassariaceae.